UUUGACCAUUGAUUGUCGAUGUCCAUUUUAACACAGAUGUCCAGGCUUUGACACCUUUUCAAUAAAUUGAUCCAAAUGCAAAUUUUAGCAGUUGGCAAUAAAGAAGAAACACACACUUCAGCACAGUGAUUUAUGGGAUUGCAAUUGAUUUAGAUUUUUUUAUUAUUUAACAAAAAUGUCCAUAAAAACCCACACCUAAACUUGAUGAUAAAUAAGUCAACAUUUGACCAAAAGAGUCUGGUUUUGACCUGAACUUAAUGGUCCUUGGUCUGACACACUGCUGUUACUGCUCAUUAUAAUGAACCUUUAAACAGUGAAGUGACUGUAAAUCUGCUCCUCUUAGAUUACACUGCUGCUACUCUGACUGCACACAUGACCCAGGAAAGAUUUAUUGUCCUCUCAUGUGUGCACCCCCCUCCCCCCAGCAGCUGGAAAAUGUCUGCUGGAGGUCAAGAAUUAGAUCCUGUUGAGAACGUGGAUGUGGACUGGAACAAAGGUCAGAGGAAAUAUCUGACACCUUUAUGUUCAGAAUUAAAAACAUGUAGAGGUUGAACCGUUAGAAAAUGUCAUUAAUAUUCCUAAAUGCUACUGUUUGAAUGGAUAGAACAUUAUUUGGUUUAAGGAGUCACUGUACAGUGUACUGAUGCAGCCUCAGCAACUGGGACAGAGACCAGUCAGGGACGGGUAUCACAGGGACACAAAAACAUGGAUGUUGGAGCAGCAUACAAAAACAAAAACAAAAAAAAAGCAUUUCCUUCCUCAGGCAGCAGUUUGCCUUAAGUAGGAAAAUUAAAACAUAGUUAUGAAAAGUUUCAACACCCAUCACUGCGGUGACGUCACUCCUUUCAUAUUCAGAGCCAAAUCAAUCAGGCAGAAAAAUGCCCUUUUAAAAUAUGCAUUAAUCUGUUUGUUUCCUUGUGGGAAACACAAGCGGCUGAGCCACCAUUACUGAAUCCAUCCAUCCAGCACUGAGCUGCUGUGGUGAACUCCCAGUCACUGAUCAGAGGCUGGACGCAGGUCCUGGACGCAGGUCCUGGACGCAGGACUUUGCAUGAGGACGCGGAGAACUGUGCGCCACGGCUGCUCAUUCACUGCGCGCUGUCCCAGGAAAGAGGUUCGAUGUUUUUCAUGCAGCGGAUUUCUCUGGGACAGAGCAGUGAUGCUGGAACACUUUACUGGCCAAGUGUUCAGACUCUGAGCUCCCACAGUUCGGUAUGUUCGAGUUGAACUGCUGCGGAGCAGAUGGUUCCAGAAAAAUGAGUCGGGUUCUGUCCAUCCUCGUUUACUUCUUCUCCAUGGCUCAGUGUGGCAGCAGUGCUGACUCAGAGGAGCGCCUCAUGAACUGGUUGUUGGGAAAAGAACGGUACAAUCCGCUCAUCCGACCGGCCGUCAACAGGACAGAGAGAGUGACGGUGAAGCUGCAGGUGUCUCUGGCACAGCUCAUUAGUGUGAAUGAGAGAGAACAGAUCAUGACCACAAACGUCUGGCUGACACAGCACUGGGUGGAUUACAGAUUAUCCUGGGACCCAGCACAGUACGAAGGCAUUGACAAACUCCGUAUUCCAUCCAGACACGUCUGGCUGCCGGAUAUCGUCCUCUACAACAAUGCUGAUGGUACGUACGAAGUGACCGUCUUCACCAACGUCAUCGUUCUCUUCAACGGUUCCAUCAACUGGCUUCCUCCAGCCAUCUACAAAAGCGCCUGUAAGAUCGAGGUCAAACACUUUCCCUUCGACCAGCAGAACUGCACCCUGAAGUUCCGCUCCUGGACAUACGACCACACUGAGAUAGACCUGAUCUUAAAAACGGAGGCGGCCAGCAUGGAUGACUUCACCCCCAGUGGUGAGUGGGAUAUUCUGGCUCUUCCAGGCAGACGAACUGUGAGCCCAGUGGAUCCCACCUACGUGGAUCUGACCUAUGACUUCAUCAUCAAGAGGAAGCCCCUGUUCUACACCAUCAACCUCAUUAUUCCCUGUGUCCUGAUCACCUCUCUGGCCAUCCUGGUCUUCUACCUGCCUUCAGACUGUGGAGAGAAGAUGACUCUCUGCAUCUCCGUCCUUCUGGCUCUCACUGUGUUUCUGCUUUUGAUCUCCAAGAUUGUUCCUCCAACUUCACUGGACGUACCAUUAAUUGGCAAGUACCUGAUGUUUACCAUGGUGCUGGUUACCUUCUCCAUCAUCACCAGUGUGUGUGUGCUCAAUGUGCACCACCGCUCUCCCAGCACCCACACCAUGCCGCCCUGGGUCAAGCUGAUAUUUCUGGUCAAAUUGCCGGCCUUACUCUUCAUGAGACGCCCUCACAAUAACUCUUCUCGUCAGCAGCUUCGACAUCAGCGUUGUCUACGUGCAGGAAGAACCAGUUUAGGUUUAGGCCACCCACUGACCUCCAGAAUAGGCAUCAACACCUCGUCUUCUGCUCUGCUCACCGCUGAUUCUGCCUUCUCCACGCCAGGCCACAAAAACACAGCUCCUUUAAUGAGUCACAGUCACUUCAGGAGGAACGAGGAGCCGCGUUCUACAGACGACCUUCACACUGGUCUCACCUCCACCAAAGACCUCCACCCUCGGAGCCCCACACACUGGGCUGCCGACGUCCAAGAGGCUGUGAACGGAGUCCGGUUUGUGGCCGAGCACAUGAUGGGAGACGACGGAGACCAGAGUGUGAUUGAAGACUGGAAGUACGUGGCCAUGGUGGUGGACCGGAUGUUCCUGUGGAUCUUUGUGAUAGUGUGUGUGGUGGGAACCCUCGGUCUGUUCUUGCAGCCUCUCUUCCAGAGUCAGAUUGUUCCCAACCAGCAGCCCAGUUCAGAGACACCUCGCAUAUAAAGAAACAGCAACAAAUGUGAUGGAUUUCACUGAGUGAUUGGAGCAGAUAAAUUACAGUGAAGUGAACGUCAACAUCUGACAAUCGUUCUUCACAGACAGAAGCAGCGACAGACUGUCGCACGUGCAGCACAAAUGUGGCACAAGUGUGUAUGGCAGGAGCAAAAAGUGUAAA
Molecule: messenger RNA, 2997 nt
Organism: Cynoglossus semilaevis (tongue sole)
Lineage: Eukaryota; Metazoa; Chordata; Actinopteri; Pleuronectiformes; Cynoglossidae
Gene: chrnb4
Product: cholinergic receptor, nicotinic, beta 4 (neuronal)
Exons: 6
Coding region: 1215-2825 (536 amino acids)
Biological process (GO): monoatomic ion transmembrane transport
Cellular component (GO): postsynaptic membrane
Molecular function (GO): acetylcholine-gated monoatomic cation-selective channel activity; transmembrane signaling receptor activity
Source: RefSeq, a predicted model, not a curated record